Paramecium sonneborni is the source of this 1045-nucleotide messenger RNA. NCBI's taxonomy places the organism in Eukaryota, Ciliophora, Oligohymenophorea, Peniculida, Parameciidae. The record is from the annotation of a GenBank genome assembly.
CAAAUUAUUAAAAAUGAAAAAUAAAAAACAGGGCCAACAUUUAUCUGAUGAAUCUGGGAUAACUUUUUUUGAAGCAUUCUAAAAAGCCAUUUUCAAAUUUGAAGUCGAAAACUUAAAUUAAUAUACAAAGCAAGAUAGUGAUAGGUUUACAAUCUAUGAAGAUUUGAAGUUAAUUUUAGAACUUUCUAAGGUCAAUUAGAUUGAACCAUAGCAUUUUUAAAGAAUAUCAUUUAUUCUUAAAAGAUCUAAAUCAAUAUUGAGGAAGAGGUAAUUAUUGAAUUAAGGUUAGAUAUCAAGAAUAUUUGAAAAAUAUAAAUCAAGAAGAUUUAUAAACAAUAUUUGCUUUUCUAUAAUAAUUUGGUGCUUAAGGAUAUUUGAUUUUUGGUCUUGAUAAUGGAAUUCAGAGAUUAUCAGAUAUAGAGCCAAUAAAGUAAAAUGAAUCUCCAAUUAAAACUCCAAUUUAAACACCAAUAAAAUAAAUAACAAAGUAAGUUGCAUUUGGAUCUGGAAUAAAUGAAUUAUAAAAUUCCUAACAAUAAUAAUAAUAAAAAUAAUAAUAAUAAAAUUAGGUUGAGCCUGAAUCACAAAAGAAAGUAAAAUUAAAUAGUAAAUUUUAAUUAUCUGCAAAGUAUGUAUAAUAUAGAUAGUUUAUAGUUCAAAAUAUGAAAUUUCGAAUAGAAAAACGACUGCAUUUAGAUAGGAUUAAGUAGUAGUAUUAGAUGCAGAAUAGAGACAAGAAUGUGAGGAACUUAAAUUUACAUUAAAAAAACUAUCUGAGACCUUAAGAAUAUCAUAUUAAGAAUUAUGUUAAAGAAUGUAUUAAUGUUCUGGAGAUUUGAAUACACUUUUAGAUGUAUAUUUGAAUCAUUAAGAAAAUUUGUUAUGGACUAAGGAGGCAGAUGAAUGUUUGAAAGCUUAUCUUGUUGAGGAAAACUAAUUUGAGAAAUAAAAAUUAAGAGUAAUUUUACAUGGAGAGGAACAAAUUUAGAAGAGAAAGGAAUGGUUAUAUGGAAAAUGUGAGUAGAUAGUUAAAAUAAAGAAUUGA